UACGGUACGUCAUCCAAGUGUUUUUAUUUUAUUUCAAGAGAAAUAAUGCCACCAAAAGCUAGCGGAAAGGCAGCGAAAAAAGCCGGAAAGGCUCAAAAGAAUAUUUCGAAAGCCGAUAAAAAGAAAAAAAGGAGGAGGAAGGAAAGUUAUGCUAUUUACAUUUACAAAGUACUUAAGCAAGAUCAUCCUGACACCGGUAUAUCGAGUAAAGCUAUGAGUAUAAUGAAUAGUUUUGUUAAUGAUAUAUUCGAACGUAUCGCCGCCGAAGCAUCCAGAUUGGCUCAUUAUAAUAAACGUUCAACAAUUACAAGUAGAGAAAUUCAAACUGUAGUGAGACUAUUGCUUCCCGGAGAAUUGGCAAAACACGCAGUCAGUGAAGGAACUAAAGCAGUUACCAAAUAUACUAGUUCUAAAUAA
Molecule: messenger RNA, 417 nt
Organism: Diorhabda sublineata
Lineage: Eukaryota; Metazoa; Arthropoda; Insecta; Coleoptera; Chrysomelidae
Product: histone H2B-like
Exons: 1
Coding region: 46-417 (123 amino acids)
Cellular component (GO): nucleosome
Molecular function (GO): structural constituent of chromatin; protein heterodimerization activity; DNA binding
Source: RefSeq, a predicted model, not a curated record